UCUCUCUCUCCCUCUCUCUCUCUCUCUCUCUCUCUCUCUCUCUCUCUCUCUCUCUCUCUCUCAUACACCAAAACUAACAGGACACACAUGAAGGGGACACUGAGGUACUUAGCAGGAAUUCCAGGGCCAAAUGGGUUUGGCUCAAGAUCAACAGCUGAAGAAGUUACGCAAAACUGUUCGUCUAACCAUUCACAUCUCACUGCCAUUAUCACUGGAGGGACGUCGGGGAUAGGGGCAGAGACGGCGAGGGUGUUGGCGAAGAGAGGAGUGAGAAUCGUGAUGGCGGCGAGAGAUAUGAAGAAAGCGGAGAUGGUGAAAGAGAAGAUAGAGAGAGAGAGUCCUGGAUCUGAAAUCAAAGUGCUUGAGAUCGAUCUGAGCUCUCUCACUUCUGUCAGGAGAUUCUGUUCUCAGUUUCUCGCUCAGGACCUUCCUCUUAACAUCCUCAUAAACAACGCCGGAGUUUUCUCUCCGAAUCUAGAAUUCUCCGAGGAAAAGAUCGAGUUGACAUUCGCUACAAACUAUUUGGGACAUUACCUAUUAACAGAGAUGCUGAUGGAGAAAAUGGUAGAGACGGCAGAGAAGAGUGGGGUCCAAGGAAGAAUCAUAAACCUGUCUUCUGUGAUUCACAGUUGGGUCAAGCACGAUUCCUUCUCCUUCACCAAAUUGCUCAAUCCCACAAAAUAUAAUGGCACAAGAGCAUAUGCACAGUCGAAACUCGCAACUAUCUUACACGCCAAAGAGUUGAGCAGGCAGCUCAAGGAAAGAAAUGCAAAUGUAGCGAUUAAUGCAGUUCAUCCAGGAAUCGUCAAGACAGGAAUCAUAAGAGCUCACAAGGGACUUUUUACAGGUAAUUUAGAUUCUCUGUUUUUUAUUGCCUCCAAGCUGCUAAAAUCUGCAAGUCAGGGCGCAGCGACAACGUGUUACGUGGCACUGAGCAAAGACACAGAAGGUUCAAGUGGGAAGUACUUCGCGGACUGCAACGAAGGCAAUUGCUCGGACUUAGCAAACGAUGACUCUUUGGCCCUCAAGCUUUGGGCCAACACUCGCAACCUCAUCCAUGCCCAUUUUCUUCAGACCCAAACGCAUUCAUCUCCUGUGAAACCUACCUCAUGUAAAUCCCAUAAUUUGUCUUUAACGAUUUGAUUUAGUUUGUUAAUUACGAUUAAGCACGGUCGAUCAUUCUUUCCGUGAUGUUAAGAUUAAA
Molecule: messenger RNA, 1204 nt
Organism: Tarenaya hassleriana
Lineage: Eukaryota; Viridiplantae; Streptophyta; Magnoliopsida; Brassicales; Cleomaceae
Product: short-chain dehydrogenase TIC 32, chloroplastic
Exons: 8
Coding region: 88-1143 (351 amino acids)
Source: RefSeq, a predicted model, not a curated record